GAGCUGGAGUUCUUUAGAAGUGAACUCCAGAGACAGAGAGUUGAUGUUGAAUCUUCAAAACAAGCUUUGAUCAUGGAGAAGGACCAGUUAGAAUAUGAUCAAGCGGAAAUCAAUCAACAAAACAUGAAGUGCAUGCUGCCAUGAAAGCAUAUGAUGUGGAUCUGAAAAAUCUAGAAAAGAUGAGGAAUGAACUAGAAAAUGAGAGGGCUGAACUUGACGAAAAGUUCCAUGAUGCCACAAAAGCAGAGACGAAACUACAGGAGAUGAAGAGUUUACUAAACAAAGAAAAAGAGCAAGUGGAAGUAAUGAAGCAGAUGGUCAUCACAGAGAGACAUUUGAUUGAACAGGAGAAUGCCGAGCUUCAGAAGAAGUCAGAGAUCACUGAAAGACUCAUUCAGGAAGCAAACAAUGAGAGAGAGAGAUUAACAGACCUCAGUCUAAAACUUCAAAUGCAAAGAGAAGAUAUAGAGAAUAUCAACACAGAAAUAGAGACCAAGAAGAAAGAUCUCAAUAUAAUGAGUGCAGAACUUCAAGAUGAUAAGAUACGACUGAAAAAUGACAGGGAUAUUCAUGAAGGGGAAAUGACACAUCUGCAGAUUAAGAGGAAAGAGUUAGUGAUGGAAACAGUGGACCUGGAAAGAAAAACUUUACAGCAGAAAGAACAAGAUGAGAUGGCGAAACGAGAGAUUCAAAAUCAGAAAGAGGCUCUAGAGCAAAUGAAGAUGGACAUUCUGAAGGAAAGAGAUGAUUUUGACAAAGAGAAGAAAGAUUUACAUUCAGAACAACAGGAACUGGAUACACGUCAAAGAGAACUGAAAAGAAAGGAAAGUGAGCUUGAAAAUAGAGAAAAAACGUUAAUGGAAGAGCAGCAGCAGCUGACUCAAGAUGAAAUUUAUAAAAUAAAGAAGGAGAUUGAAAGGAAUCUGGAAAGAAAGGAGGCUGAAAUUCAAGAGGAGAGACAGAGAUUAAUGGAAAUGGGUGAAACAAUGACAAGAGAACGCAAUGAAUACAGAAAGCUGAUUGAAGAAGUGCAGAAAGAAAAAGAGCAGAUUGAAAAGCAAGAAACUGAGAAAACAAAAGUGAUGCUUGAAAAGGAAAAGACAGAAAUUGAUAAAGAAAAGAAAGACUUGGAAAACCAAAUGAUGGGCCAGACUGAGAAGAUAGAAAAGGAAAGACUGGCCCUUGAGGAGAUGAAGGAAGAACUUCUUCAUGAAAAACAAGAAAUGGAGGAAGAGAGGAAUAACUUGGUGACUUUAAGCAACAACCUAGAAGUUUUAAGAGCAGAGUUGAGGAACAAGCAAAAGGAAAUUGAGAUUUGAAGAAGAAACUUAUUUUGGAAAAAUCUAACAUUGAGGAAUUGCAGGUUGAGAUACUUAACCAGCAGCGACAGAAUGAUCAAACCAGUGAGGAAACAAGAAAGAGAGAGAAGAUCUG
Carassius auratus (goldfish) is the source of this 1434-nucleotide messenger RNA. RefSeq names its product trichohyalin-like. The transcript has 2 exons. Lineage: Eukaryota; Metazoa; Chordata; Actinopteri; Cypriniformes; Cyprinidae. Bases 141 to 1319 code for a protein of 392 amino acids. The record is from RefSeq and is a predicted model, not a curated record.